Molecule: messenger RNA, 1368 nt
Organism: Dictyostelium discoideum AX4
Lineage: Eukaryota; Evosea; Eumycetozoa; Dictyosteliales; Dictyosteliaceae
Exons: 1
Coding region: 1-1368 (455 amino acids)
Source: RefSeq, a predicted model, not a curated record
AUGAAUGAUUUACCAUUAAUUGUAAUAAAAAAAAUUAUUUUACAUUUAAUUAGAUAUAAAAAUAAAAAUAUUUUAAAAUUCUUUUUUUUAUCAAAAUCAAUUCAAACAUUUAUUAUUAAACAAAUUGAAAUUUUAAGUUUUAAAGAUAUUAAAUCAUUUGAACAAUUUAAAAAGGAUUCAAAAAAUGAAAUCAAAAGUCAAAUUACAGAAAUUAAAAUUAAAAAUGAAUUUGUAAAACAUUUAGAAAAUCAAUUUUUUGAUUCCAACCAUAAUAGUAAUAAUAAUAAUAAAGAUUGUUUUAAAUUAUUGGAAAUUAUACAAAUAGAUUGUAAACCAGAAAAUUAUUCUAAACUUAACAAUUUACCAAAAACAAAUGACCACCUACUAUUAAAAAUUAAAUCAAAAGCUUCAACACCAAGGUUAUACACUGAGGAAAUUAUGUUUUCAAAGUCAAUUUUUGAUAAAUUAAAAAAAAUCAAAUUAAUAAGUUGCGAUCCAUUGUCAAUCAAUAAUGUAAAAAAUUUAUUUAAAAAGCCAUAUUUAGAAUCAAUUGAUAUUCCACUUUCAACUAUUUUCUAUCUUCCUAGUAAUUGGUUGGAUGGUGAUGAUGAAGAUGAAAUUGAAGCAGUAGAAUUAGAAAUUAAAAAUUCAAUUGAAGAAUUCCAAGAAUUGGCUUCAUCCAAUCCAAUUUUAAAAACCCUAUCAUUAAGAGAACUUUAUUUCGCACACAGAUGGCAUUCAUACUUAAAACCAAAUUAUAAAAUUUUCAUGAAUCAGUCAAUUCCAUCAAUAUUAAGUUCACCAUUUUCAAAUAUUUCCAAAUUUUGUUUAUAUGGUUUUGCAUUACCAAAUGAAUAUUCAAUAUUUGAUUAUCUUUCAACUGAAAAAAUUAAAAAAUUAAAACUUGUCGAUGUAAUUGGUCUAGAUGGUAAUUGGCCAAAUUUCAUUUCAUAUUGUCAAAAUAAUCAAUCAUUAAAACAAUUAUCAAUCAGAGGUUGUUCAAUUGAAGAUAAAGAUAAUUUAUUCUCAAAUUUAAUUUUAAAAAAUCAUAACUCAUUAUCAAAAUUGGAUAUUUCUCAUAAUUUUUUCAAUUUACAAUUAAUAAUUGAAUCAAUUCUUCAAAAAUAUUAUCAAUUUAGUAAAAUAAUAAUUUCAGAUUCAAGUAUCUUACCAUUUAAUAUACUACUAUCAAAUGCUGAUAAAUUAUUUUCGUACUAUGACCAAGGAGGUAAUUCUCAUUUUUGUCUACAAUAUAGAAUUGAAUCAACAAAAAAAAAAAAAUUUCUCAACCCUUCAUUUGUUCAAGAUUUAAAAGAAUCAUUCUACUCUACCUCCGAUUUAUCUGAUAUUUUUAAUUUCAGUGAAUAA